AUGUUUGCCUUACACUUACCCCUCUUAUAGAUUGAUAUAAUUGAAAUCCACAAAUAUAUUUUAAAAAAUUAAAAAAAAACCCAAAACAUAUAAAAAACUUAGAGAUGGAGCUAGAAGGAAAAGGAUGCAUGGCAUGGGAAGACCAAAACUUGCUUGCAACUGGAGCCGAUCAUUUAGAGCUCCAUUACUUAGACAGAAACGAGUUCAAAUAUAUCUACACCCUUCAGCCUCGCUCUCCAAUUUCAUGUUUAGAAUGGUCCAAGCAUGGUGACGGAUUUCUUGCGGGCGGCUCAAAACGAGGGACUCUAUCAUUCUGGAAGAAAAAUGAGCUACUAUCCGACCCAAGCCGCAGCUUUAUUAAAGAAGAAAAGAUCCUCGAAAGCGUUCCAGUCACCACAAUCCAAUUCUGUCCCAGCAAGCAAAACUUGUUAGCAGUCGGAGCAUCUGAUGUGUUUAUUCUGAAUGUUGAUGGUCUUAAUAAGCAAGACCCUUCUCAAUAUAUUUAUAAGCUUGGAAGCUCAAACGAAGGUGUAGCAUUAGCUGCCUUUUCAUGGAAUCCUCAAGUCCAGCACAUUUUGGCAGCAGCUUCUAUGAAUGGAAUGGCAACUGUAUGGGAUUUAAGGCAAAAUAGAACCCUUUUCAACGUAUGUGACCAAGCUUAUCUGAAUAAGGCUGCCUGCUCUUCACUGAUGUGGAAUCCAGAAAUUCCAACCCAAUUUAUAAUGGCUUAUGACGAUGCCAAAAUCCCAGCUUUACAAAUAUGGGACUUAAGAAAAAGCGAUGUGCCUGUAAAAGAAUUCAAAAAAAACCACAAAAACGGAAUCACUUCUAUGGCUUGGUGUCCUCAUGAUUCAGGAAUUUUUGCAUCAAGCGACAGGGCUGGAUUUUCGGUGAUUUGGGAUUUUAAGAGGGGUGAAAAUCUGUCAAUUGUGGAGCAUCAUGUUAACUCUGACGUUGUCUCAUUGAAAUGGGUGCCUGGAAAGUAUGGAGUUUUAGCUGCUGGUGGAGAAGACGGGAGCAUUGAGGUUAGAAGCAUUUAUGACACUGGCGUUAAAGAGCCAAAUGAAAAAGUGCAUACAACUAGUGAUGAUCCAAAGACUGAGACCAAAAAACCUGGAACUAAUCAUACUCCAAAAUGGCUUUUAAGAAAGGUUGGGUCCGCUAUUGGCUUUAAAGAUAAAAUUGCAGUUUACAACCAAAAUUCCAACUCUGUGCAUUUAUCAGCUUUAAGCAUAAAGAACAAAGAAUUAGAAGAAAGCUGCUCAGUCCUUCACAAGCUUUAUUUGCAGGACAAUUGGAAAGAAAUCAGCAAAUAUUACAUUGAAAAUCACCACAUGCCAGCUGAAGAGAAACUGCAAUGGGAAAUAAUUUCAUCCAAAUUCUCAAAAGACCAGUCUUCAUUAUUAGCAUCUCUAGAUCUAAAUAAAAAAGAUAUCAUCCAAGAAACUGAAAUUUUCACAGGAAAAAAGAGAGAAACUGAAGAAACCACCACAAAUAGGAAACAAAGCUUCCAGGACUCAGUCUCCUUUGCAGAACUAAGCGCUUUAGAUGCACAAAAUUUCUUUGACAAGGUAGUAGCUACUCAUGCCCCUGAAAAAGUCUCGUCACCUCAGAAGCGCACACAAGAAAUCGAUUAUUCCAGAGUGAUCAAUGAAACAAUUUCAAGAAACAUCAACUGGAAUGAAGCUGGAGAAAAAUUAAUCAAGGACAAUUUGAUUAUUAAAAACUUAGAAAGCGCUAUUGAUUGUGCUUUAAUGUGCGGAAGAAGUGCAGAAGCACUGAUUAUUGCUGAACAUGGUGGCCCAGAACUGUUUAAAAGAACAAAAAAUGCAGUCAUUUCAAGCUCAAAAGACCUUUUCUUGAAGACGACCUUUUUAGCUUUGCUUAAUGGAAAAAUUGAAGAAAUUAUACCAACUUUUGAAAUUGGGCGAUGGAAAGAAAUUCUUGCAAUCAUAAUUUCCCAUGGAGAAAAUAAUGUUAAUGAAUUAGCGUUAUCAUUAGCAGCUAGGCUUGAGGAAGAAAAUAUGCUUGAAGCUGCUUAUGCUUGUAUGGCUGUUGCUGGAAAUUUCAAUAAACUUGUGGAGUCUUGGAUAUCACAAACAAGCAGAGUCAUUGCUGGGGAUAGAAAAAAAUACGCAAGCCAAGUUCAAUAUUUGUUCUUCAAAGCUUCAGCAUUAGCAGCAUCAAAUAGAAGCUUAUCUGAUAAUAAGCUACUUGAAAAUAUUGAGUAUGAAUACUUGCAGUUGCUUUAAUCUUCAUGAUAAUAGUAAUGGCUUCGGACAAAAAGUUAAUUUACUCUGUGAAUUCCAUUCAACUUUUAUUAUUAUAGGGUUAGGUUUUUAAAACAUGUCCUUUUGCACAAGAGGAGAAAAUAGCGAGAAAUUUUACUCUACGGCCACCUAAGGAUCGUGUUUAGCUUUUUAAUUGAAUUUCAAAAAGCAAAUUUUUAAUUGAUGAAUUUCGGUGAAAAUUGCAACAUAAGAAUUUCGCUGCUAGUUAUUCUUACUGUCUUUAAGGUCAUAGCGACUCUUAAUUUCAUUAACAUAAAAUUCCUUAUAUAAGGUAACUCCAUCUUUAAUAUGGAUUUUGUAUUGAAUUUAAAAAGUCAGAUGUUUUCAGUGAUAACUAAAGUAAAAGCAUUACUUUAUUAGUUCUCUAUACUGCCUUUAUAGGUCUUAUCAAUUUUUAAUUUCAUUGACAUAAGAGAUUUCUUAUAUAAGGUAAUUCCAUCGUUAUAAUGGAUUUUUGUAUAGAAUUUCUAAUAAGCAAAUUUUUAAUAGACAAUUUAUUGAUAAGAAUAGCACAUAAUUAUUACUCUUCAGACCUCUUUACUGUCUUUAAAGGUUGUAGCGACUCUUAAUUUUAUUGAAAUAAAAUUCCUUAUGAUGUAAUACCAUCUUUAUAUGGCUUUUGUAUUGUAUUCAAAAAUUAAUUUUUUAAUAGAUAAUUUUCAAUCAUAAUUGAAAGAUAAGUAUCUCUCUAUUAGCUAUAUCUAUAGCCUUUAAAGGUCAUAGCGACUCUGGAAUUAUACUAGGAAGUUAACUUAUCGUCAUAAUUCAUAAUAAUAUUUAAUUUUUCAAUAGAAAAUAGGAAAAAUAGGAAAGAUACUUAUCAGUGUCAGUCUAAAAGAUAUCUUUAAUUUAAAAUUAAUUUUUUAUAAUAAGCUUUAAGUUUAAGUUUAAGUUUAAGUUUAUGUUUUUGAUAACUCUUAAGACUGCACUUCUGGCCUCCGCAAAGACACAACUCUGAAUAAUUGUAGGUGGGUCGGCCUAAGCGUCGACCUAUUUCUGUCCCCAAGCCCAUUAGAGCCUCUCUGAUCUACAGCAGAGUCAGUUUAGGUUCAUUCUCUUAGCCGAGACUUUCAAAAAUUCGUGGACUUCUCUCACUGAGCCUACUCCUAACUGACAUUUUUAAUUGUGAUAAUAAAGCCAUUUUAAAAAUUUGCGCGUUUGUAUGUAAACUUUGUUCACAUUUGUCAACAUUUUUUGACAUAUUAUUUUUUAUCCCUUCAUGGCAUAGAGACCCAGUUUGCAACUGUAUGGGCUAUAAUUAUAUGUUUCUAAAUGGCUUCACAGGACGAGAAGGAGCAACCAGACUGCGAAACCAACAUGAGUUAAAGAGUAGCGACAAGAUGGAGAAAAAAAGAAUCGAGCGACUCUUCGCAACUAGAUGAAGCCCAACAAAAAGUUAGUUAAAAAAUUAGUUAAUUGAUUGAUUGCUUUAUUCUUCAGGGCUUUAUCAAGAAGCUGAUGAAAUUAUUAAAAAAUUACCAUCAGUAAAGCCAUAGCAUUAACAUUAACCUUAUUAUUAAGAGGCCCAUCGUAAUAGUUAGGGUUUCCCCCGCUCUACCUUCACCCUUCUCGCUUCACCCGGUUGCUCACCACCAAUCGAUAGCGACCUUCAAGGCUUGCUCCUACUGGGCGAGCAUGUUCACUCGCUACCCGUAGUUGGAUGAGUUACACCACCUAGCAGUACGUCAAAAAGAGGUUUCCCAUUCCGAAAAUUUGAAAAACAAACUUUCUGGUAGGACUGUCGGCCAAAAUGGAAAUCCAAAGCCUGGGACGUUACUCCCAGUUUCAAGCUAGGGAGUUGCCCGAUUGAUCAGGAGGUACCUUCCUGAUGCUGCUGAGCUUCCCCUUUCCAACCUAGGAAACCAUUUCCCCUGAGGCAAAAACCCUGGUGUCAGAAUGAGCUUCGGUCGGCCUAGUCCGACGUUGCGCUCUACUGUGCCAAGGAAAAAUUUAGCCGGAUACACAUCCCGAGCGCCUUUCUCCCUUCCACAAGGUUCCCCACAAACGCAGGCUACAGGUGUUGAGAAAAAGGGCUGGAUCACUGUCGCUAUUUUAAUGUAUAUACUGCCAGUAAAGCAUUGUAUGAAUUUGUUAGUUUUACUUGAUAGAGUUACAAAAAAUGCCACAGGAAAUUCAAGAGCUCCAUGGCAAGUGGCAAAUGUUGUUCCCGUCACUCAAAAAAGAAAAACAAUUGAGCAGUCAAUUCCAAAGACAAAAGAAACUAACUUCCCUCCCCAUUUAAUUGAAAUAAAAAACUCCUUUCUAAUAUAAAUUUUUUUGGAAAAAAAAAUUAUUAUGUAAUUUUCAUAAUAAAAUAAUAAAUAUUUUUAUAAAUAAAAAAAUAAAUAAUUUUAAAUAAAAAAUCUCAAUUGAAUCAAUAUUUUAAUUGAUUUUUUUGAAAAAUUUUCAUUAAAAAUUUUAAAUUUUUAGAGUGUCAACUGUUUAUAUAGCAUUCUAUUUGAAAUCUCUCAUUAAAUAAGGUCAAAUCUGAUUAUAUAAAAAUUAUAAUUUCCAUCUAUAAAAUUUUCCAUUGAAAAAUUAAAUUAAAACGAUAUUUAUUUACCCAAAAAUAUCAAUUUUACGAUAUGCUGUUCCAAUUUAAAGGGAGAAAGGGGAGUAAGCAUGAUCCAUUCCCUGUUCCUGUUUCUAGGACUUCUCCUCCAUAUAGCGAAGCUCCUAUUAGGAAAGGGUCAAUUCCAGAUCCUCCCCAUCCAAAAGUUGUUAAUGCUCCUAUUCACCCUCCUCCACCUCAGCCAGUCAAAAAUCAAGCGUUUCAGGGUAGUAUGGUUCCUCCACCUCCAAUUGAGCCUAAAACUUCACCUUUUGGAAAAACUCAUGCAUCUCCAUUCCCAGUAACUAGAGAAGAAGUCCCUCCACCUCCAGUUGGCAUAAUGACUUCUCCAUUUGGAAAUCAAGGAAAUGUGCAUAGUGAUACUCACUCAGGAGAAACCAUUGCCCCACCUCCUCCUCCACCUGUUAUAAAACAAACAAUUCCUCCACCGCCUAUAGCCAGGCCAAAUCCUCCGCCACCUCCAGUUAUUAAUACACCAGUAAAAGAGCCUGAAGUAAUCCCUAGACCUCCAGUAUUCCAGCCUGUUCUUACUCAACAAGAAGUUCCUGUCAAAACUCCAAAUUUCCAACAAAUGGGACAGCAAUAUGAAGCUGCAAAAGAGCCUCCACCUAUUGUAAAAGCUCAAGCCCCAAUACCACACGCUGUUAGUGUACCUAGGCCUCCAGUAAGAACUCCAGGAGCUUUUAAGCCACCAGAGAGAAAAGUUGAAACAAAACAAGCAGAAGGAAUCGAUUUAAGCGGAAUUCCUAAUAAUUUAAUGCCAAUUGCAAGAUUUUGGGCAGAUGCAAUUCAGCAGCCUUCAAUUACCCAAACUAGUAGGUUAUACAAAGAUGUGGAAAGCCGCAUGCAAGAUUUCUUUAAUAAGUUGAAGAAUCAAGAAUUUAAUGAGUCUAUCAUGCAGCUUAUCCAACAAAUGACAACUGCUUUUGAGUCAGGAGAUAUAAAGACAGCAAUGGGAGCACAUUUAUCACUAACAAAUGCGUCGUGGAAUGAAAACUCGAACUGGCUUAUGGGGGCGAAAAGGAUUAUGCAAGCUACACAGCCAAAGCAAUAA
This is a messenger RNA of Blepharisma stoltei, 5917 nucleotides long. The record is from the annotation of a GenBank genome assembly. NCBI's taxonomy places the organism in Eukaryota, Ciliophora, Heterotrichea, Heterotrichida, Blepharismidae.